UUAUCUCAGCGAGUGUGUGUACAGAGCGUGUCUGGUCCAUACCCUCCCACUCCGCAGCCGGUGUCUACUUGGGAAGGGUCAAACGCGGAAGUUUACACCCAGAACGCUGCCACCGCGAAGAUGAGGAUUGCGAUGACAUUCAGUCUGUAGCGCGGCAAGCGAAGUUGAAAUCGGUGAGGAAUACUGGAGCUACUGCCGCUGAACUGGAUUAAACUUCUAUGGCAAGUUUAGCGAGUGCGGAGCGACGGGCUUUUGCGCUGAAGAUCAACAGACACUCGUCUGCUGAGAUCCGUAAACACUUCAGCAUCGGUCAUGGUUCCUCCCAGCACAGUCGUCAGAGCUCCAGCGCAUCCGCGUCCAUGUGCUUCACCGUGCCCCAGUCGUAUGACGCGGUGGAGCCCUUGGACCUGGAAGAGUUCCUGAUGACCCAGCUGCGUAGCGGAGACGCCAGCCUCAUGGCCAAGAUGGGCGAGUUCCCCGACGACGACCUGGAGGUGGAGCUGGUGGAGAGGGAGUGCCGCACGGUCCGACACUCCGUCCCGGAGGAGGGGUCAGAGCUGGAGCCUCAUGUUCGAGAUUGUGUCCAGAGUUACACCCAGCCCUGGCUGGUGGUCAGCAGAAGGUGCCAAGGCGACGGCUGGAAUGCCUAUUCUGAGAGGGAAGGACUACAUAAAAGCCUACAAAAGCAGACGUUUGAGUCAGAUGUCCAGCCGGAGAAACAAGAAACCCCAGUGAAGUCCCCCUCCCUCGCCGUGCUGAGUGAUGACCCCAGCCACACCCUGACCUCCUCUGACUUUGACCUGCGGAAGGGUUUGACCCCUGACCCCAGGGUGGAGGGGCUCCUGUGCUUCAGUAACCCCGACGACCUGGACAGGUACAAUCAGGAGGCCCGUCGGGGGCUCAGACAUCCCGAGCUCUUUGCACUUUACCCCCCGACCGAUGAGGAAGAUGCCGUGGAGAUCCGCCCUAUCCCCGACUGUCCCAAGGAGCACAUGGGAGACAGGAUUCUCAUUCGCUGCCUUGCUAUCAAGUUUGAGAUCGACAUUGAGCCCGUCUUUGCUACUUUGGCCCUGUAUGACCUGAAGGAGAAAAAGAAAAUAUCGGAGAACUUCUACUGCGACCUUAACUCGGACCAGUUCAAAGGUUUCCUGAAACCCCACACGCCACACAUGGACCCAUCCAGCCAAGCCAGAGCUGCUAUCUUCUCUAUCACGUACCCCUCCCCAGAUAUCUACCUGGUCAUCAAGAUAGAGAAGGUCCUGCAGCAGGGUGAGAUCAGUGAGUGUGCUGAACCCUACAUGGUCAUGAAGGAGAGUGACACCGCGAAGAAUAAGGACAAGCUGGAGAAGCUGCGUGGCCAAUCGGAGACCUUCUGCCAGAAACUGGGUCGCUACCGCAUGCCGUUUGCCUGGGCCACGGUCAACAUCAUGAACGUCAUCAGUACUGCCACGCUCGACCGAGACACCACUGACUCAGACAGCAUCAACGGUGGUAAGUCCAGCAGUAUGGACAGGAAAGGUCAGCUUCCCAGGAGAAAUUCGGAACGUUUCAGCACCAUGGAGGAUCAGUGUAACAUGUCUGCCUUCAAACCCGCUACCAUCACCAUCAGCACCAUCUGCAAGCAGGAGGGGGACCGUCUAAGCGACGAGGACCUGUUCAAGGUUCUGGCGGACAUCAAGAAGCUGUCGUCCCUGCAAAGGAGGAUCAAGACCAUGUCAGGUACAAUCAAGCUGGACUUGACACCGGUUCAGGACAGCCCCAUUGCUUGUCUGUCCUCUGAGCUAAUCCCAGUCAAACCAUUGGCCGAGAAGAACAUUCGGCCAAUUAAAGAGGUGCUGGAGUUCCCCCCCAACGAGGUGUAUGUUCCACACAGUAUGUACAGGAACCUUCUCUAUGUCUACCCCCAGAGGCUCAACUUUGUCAACAGGCUGACAUCGGCACGAAACAUCACCAUCAAGAUCCAGUUCAUGAGUGGAGAAGACCCUGGCGGUGUGCUCAAUGUCAUUUUUGGGAAGUCGAGCGGUCCGGAAUUUGUUCAAGAGGUCUACACCCCAGUUACCUACCAUAACAAGUCCCCAGACUUCUACGAGGAGGUGAAGAUAGCCCUGCCGGCUCGUCUGACAGACAGACACCACCUGCUCUUCACCUUCUACCACAUCAGCUGCCAGCAGAAACAGAGCCAGGCUGGCACCAGCGAAAACCUCAUCGGCUACUCUUGGUUGCCUAUCCUGUGCAACGACAGACUUCAGACUGGACAGUACUGCCUGCCCAUAGCUCUGGACCGACUGCCCGUCAAUUACUCUCUACACUCACCUGAGAAAAUCCCUCAGCAGGUUCCCCCCGUGAAGUGGAUGGAGGGACACAAAGGAGUGUACAACCUGGAGGUGCAGGCAGUGUCGUCUGUUCACACCCAGGACAGCCACCUGGAGCGCUUCUUCACCCUCUGCCACGCCCUGGGGGGCGGGGCCUCCUUCCCCCUGCGCGUGCGAGACGAGAAGAUCCCCGAGAACAAGCUGGAGCACGAGCUAAAGCUCAGCAUCGUGUCGCUGUCCUCCUCCCGGCUGGAGCCCUUGGUGCUCUACCUCCACCUGGUGCUGGACAAGCUCUUCACCCUCAUCAUGCAGCCCAUGCUCAUCGCCGGACAGACGGCCAACCUGGCCCAGAUAGCAUUUGAGUCUGUGGUCUCAAUCGUCAACAGUCUUCACAACAGCCAGGAGCUAGCCAGAGACCAUCAGGGCAGGAACUGUCUCCUAGCAACCUACCUGUACUGGGUGUUUCGGCUCCCCGACGCUCCCAAUGAGGGCUACAGUACAGGCGCGGCGGGGGUGCCGCCCCCCACCGAGGGCCGCUACAGCACCAUGGGGCGGGCGUCUGCCACCACGGUGGGGACCAUGCUGCUGCAGUCCAGGCUCCGCAGCAGCAGCAACCCAGACAUCCCCACACCUCACCCUGCUGACGACCCCGAGGUGAAGGACAUCCUCUUAGCCAAGAGCCACAACCACCCCGGCAGUCGCAUGUCCACCUAUGUGGAUGUGACCAGCCACCCCCAGAGCUCCGCAGGAGGGACCAGACCCUCCAACAGGAAGCAGUUCCACGAGGAGCUGGCUCUACAGAUGGUGGUCAGCACCGGGGUGUGUCGAGAGAACGCAUACAAGUACGCCUGGUUCUUCUUCGAAGUUCUGGUUAAGAGCAUGGCCCAGCACGCGUCCCAGCUCGAGAAACGGGACGUCCCGCGCCGAAGUCGCUUCUCGGACCGCUUCAAAGACGACAUCACCACCAUCGUCUCCGUGGUGACCGCGGAGAUCGGGACCAUACUGGUCAAGCAGCAAAAGGAGCUGGAGCAGGCCGAGAAGGUGAACGUAAGCCUGGCGUUCUUUCUAUACGACCUGUUGUCUCUCAUGGACCGAGGCUUCGUGUUCCAGCUGGUCAGGAACUACUGUAACCAGAUGUCCGCCAAGAGCGUUUCCAUGCCGACGUUGAUCAGCAUGCGAUUGGAGUUCCUGCGCAUCCUGUGCAGCCACGAGCACUACCUCAGCCUCAGCCUGUUCUUCAGUAGCCCCGCCUCCGCGCCCGCCUCCCCCUGUCCAUCCGUCUCCUCACAGACCUCCAGUUCUUGCAGCUUCCAGGAGCCGAGGAUCCUGGGAAUGUUUGAGCUGUCUCAGGACUUUAAGCAGCAGCACUUCCUAACUGGUCUGCUGCUGACCGAGCUCAACGCCGCCCUGGACAUGGAGUCAGAGGGGGGUAAGGUUCAGAAGAAGGCCAUCAAUGCCACCUGCAGUCUGCUGUGUGCCCACGACCUGGACCAGCGCUGUGUCUCCCCAGAGGUCAAGGCCAAAGUGGCCGCCCUCUACCUCCCCCUGGUGGGCAUCAUCAUAGAUUCCAUCAACUACCUGGACUUCACAGUAUCGGAUUCCCGCGGGGGCAAGAGCAAGACGGACGACGACCUCGAAAACGUCACUCCCAUCAAUCAGUCCGUCGCCAUGGCGAUCGCCGGGAACCCCUUCAACACCUUGGCGAGGAAUGCUCUUGUUUCCAUGGCAUCGGUGUCUCAUAAGUCUGUGGCCAGUCUGUCAGCAGACACGAGCAGGCACCUGCUGGUGUGCUUCCUGUGGGUGAUGAAGAACACAGAGAGCAGCCUGAUCCAGCGCUGGGCCCUGGACAUGCCGCCCUCCCAGCUCAACAGGCUGCUGGAGCUGCUCAUCAUCUGCGUGUCCUGCUUCGAGUACAGAGGGAAGCAGAGCAGUGACAAGGUGAGCACCCAGGCUCUCCAGAAGUCCCAGCAGGCCAAGCUGCUGCUGGAGAACUCUCUUCUCAGGGGGAUCGGAGCUCGGGGGGAGAUGAUGAGGAGGGUCGGAGGAAAUGACAGGACCAUGGGUCAAAGGGAGAACUUGCGCUGGAGGAAAGAUCAGACCCAGUGGAGGCAGACCAACGACAAACAUGACAAGACCAAGGCAGAGCUGGACCAAGAGGCUAUAAUCAGCGGGAAUCUGGCCACAGAGGCGAACCUCAUUGUACUGGACCUGCUAGAGACCAUUGUCCAGGCCAUCCCCUUGUCGGACUAUAAGGACAGUGUGAUAGGCGGUGUAUUGAGGGUGUUGCUCCACUGUCUCUCCUGUACCCAGAGCACCACCUUCCUGUCUCACUGCUUCAGCACCCUGCGAGCUCUGGUUGUCAAGUUCGGAGAGCUGAUGUUCGAGGAGGAGGCCGAGCAGUGUGCCGACCUGUGUCAGAAGGUGCUGCAGUACUGCAGCAGCCCAGUAGACGGCAACAGGAGUCAGGCCUGCGCCACCCUCUACCUCAUCAUGAGAUACAGCUACAGCUCGGCCAGUAACUUCUCCCGGGUGAAGAUGCAGGUGACCAUGUCCCUGGCCUCGCUGGUGGGCAAGUCGUCCGAUUUCCACGAGGAACACCUGCGCCGGUCACUCCGCACCAUCCUGGCCUACGCAGAGGAGGACGUCGAGAUGCAGAACACACAGCUGCCUCCGCAGGUGGAUGAGCUGCUUAGGAACCUAAACAGUAUCCUGUCAGACACUGUGAAGAUGAGAGAGUUCCAGGAGGACCCCGAAAUGCUGAUGGACCUCAUGUACAGAAUAGCAAAGGGCUACCAGACCUCUCCUGACCUGCGUCUGACCUGGCUGCAGAACAUGGCGGAGAAACACAACAACAGGAAGUGCUUCACGGAGUCGGCCAUGUGUCUGGUGCACGCCGCCGCGCUGGUGGCCGAGUACCUCAGCAUGCUGGAGGACCACAAGUACCUCCCCGUGGGGAGCGUCACCUUCCAGAACAUCUCCCCCAACGCGCUGGAGGAGUCUGCGGUGUCGGACGACAUCCUGUCUCCAGACGAGGACGGGGUGUGUUCAGGACGCUACUUCACAGAGAGCGGCCUGGUGGGACUGCUGGAGCAGGCAGCCGAGCUGUUCAGCAACGGUUGUCUGUACGAGGCAGUGAAUGAGGUGUAUAAGAUCAUCCUACCGAUUCUAGAGGCAGACAGAAACUUCCGUAAACUCUCCUCCACCCACGACAAGCUGCAGCAAGCCUUUGACAACAUCAUCCAGAAGGGUCAUAAGAGGAUGUUCGGGACCUACUUCCGCGUGGGAUUCUACGGGGCCAAGUUCGGUGACCUGGAUGAGAGGGAGUUUGUCUACAAGGAGCCUGCGAUCACACAUCUGCCCGAGAUAUCCCAUAGACUGGAGAAUUUCUACAGCCAGUGCUUUGGAGAUGCCCUGGAGAUGAUCAAAGACUCAACACCAGUGGACAAGAACAAGCUCAACUCUAACAAGGCCUAUAUCCAGAUCACCUACGUGGAGCCCUUCUUCGACGACUACGAGAUGAAGGACCGCCUGACCAACUUCGAGAAAAACUUCAACCUGCGCCGCUUCAUGUACACCACGCCCUUCACCAAGAGCGGGCGGCCCCGCGGCGAGCUCAGCGAGCAGUACAAGAGGAAGACCAUCCUGACCACCUCCCACGCCUUCCCCUACGUCAAGACGCGCAUCAACGUCAUCCAGAAAGAGGAGUUUGACCUGACGCCCAUCGAGGUGGCCAUCGAGGACAUGCAGAAGAAGACCAGGGAACUGGCCGUGGCCACACACCGGGAACAGCCCGACGCCAAGAUGCUGCAGAUGCUCCUCCAGGGCGCCGUGGGCGCCACCGUCAACCAGGGGCCGUUGGAGGUGGCCCAGGUCUUUCUGAAUGAAAUCCCGGCGGACCCGAAGCUGUUCCGUCACCACAACAAACUGCGCCUCUGUUUCAAAGAGUUCAUCAUGAGGUGUGGCGAGGCUGUGGAGAAGAACAAACACCUGAUCACGUCUGACCAGAAGGAGUACCAGCAGGAGCUGAAGAAGAACUACAACCGUCUCAGGGAGAACCUCCGGCCCAUGCUGGAGAGGAAGAUCCCAGAGCUGUACAAGCCCAUCAUCAAACCACGCCUGGAGAACAGGGAUUCCAUCAAACGGCUGAGUUUCCGUCGAAACCUAGAGGAGAACUCCUGAGACACAGUCCCGUCUCACAGAAUGCUACAGAGGCAAAAGGGAUGGAGUCACAGAAGUAGAGAGCAGGAGAGACGAAAGAUCGAAGGUGGUGUAAGAAGCCUCAUGCUCUGUGGACCACACGACAGACAGCUCACAAUCAUGUUGAAGCCAACAGUCCAACAUUGGAUGAUUGCAUCUGUUUUUUUGUUUUUUUUUGUUUGUUUUUUUCCCCAAGCACAAAAGAGUCCCCAGAACCACAGCAAUGACUUAAUGAGGGUGCUAAUUCACCUUCCUUCCUGUGUUCUCAUUCAUGUUAACCAGUCUAUUGAGCUGUAUGGUUACUGUUAACAGGCCCAUUCAUGAGGCUGCACACUGCUGUGGACUUGUGGUCCUUGCAGGCACAGGGACUAUAUCAUGCGCCAGUAUUGUGUAUGGACAGUCUCUCUCUCUCUCCCUCUCUCUUAAUUGUGUGUUUGUGUGUGUGCACGCAUUCUUGAGUGUUCUGAGAAAAGGAGCAAUGACUAUAAGAAAGCCGGCUUGUUGAAUGGUUGAAUGAUUGUGUCCUGUGCUACCGUCUCUUGAGUGUGUGUGUGUGCCUGUCAGAGCAGCAAUGCAAGUCCACAGUAGUCUACUCUCAGACACUGUAAUGACACAGUUGAUUACAUGAUGUCCUGUUAACUUGAGGCUAACUUGGUAUCUCUGUCAGGCAGCCUUGGCUGUGUAGAUACUAAUAGAGAUAGAGGUUAAUUUAUUAUGAGGUUUUUUAUAUGAGCUGAAAUACAAAAAGAGUCAUGGUACAUACCUUAGUUGAGAAAUGCAUCUGGCAUGUGUAAAUUUACAUCAGUUUAAGAGACAGUCAUUACUAAAUUAAAAAGAGAAUGUUUACAAAGUCAAGAGAAAUUAUUUUGUGAUUUUUUUUAAUAGAAUAUAUUUUAGAUAAUAUAUCAACGUAGCUGGCAAUAAUCAAAAUGUUUCCAUUUUUAGGUGUUAGUCACAUUGUGAACACAUUAUCAACUCAAGUAACACAGUAGAAUGCAUAUGCUGUGCCAAACUUAUACAAUUUCAUAUUAUGUUAAUAUUAUGUUUACUUUCAUUUCACACAUCAGUAACUCUUCUGUUUAGUUAAAUCAAUGUGUAGACGUCACAUUCCUUGUAAAACUAACAGAAAAUAUAAUUGCAUUGUCAACUUAGUCACAUUUUAUUCCUUUGACGUUCUGUUACAAACUAUUGGUGUACAUCUCUGUGGUUGGAAUCUGUAGUUUUAUAUUGCUAACAGUGUACAGUGAACUUGGGUAACUCAACUCAAGUUAUUAUUUUUUGUAAGGGCCAUAUUUGUAUUAAAAUCUAGACGUUCCUUGCCAUUCUCAGUGUAGACAUUCUUUGCCAUUCUCCAAAUGUUUGUUUUGAAGCAAUUACACUUAUGUGCACUUGUUUUGGUGGUUGUUUUUGCUGCUUGGCUAGCCUGAUUAUAUUGAUAAUAUCUGUUCUGAAAAUCAAUUUGUCUCAAUAAAAUUGAAAUUACUGAU
Messenger RNA from Osmerus eperlanus (European smelt), 7996 nucleotides. It is a transcript of the gene dock8, whose product is annotated as dedicator of cytokinesis 8. The transcript is spliced from 48 exons. Lineage: Eukaryota; Metazoa; Chordata; Actinopteri; Osmeriformes; Osmeridae. Gene Ontology annotation, cellular component: cell leading edge. The coding region runs from base 219 to 6491 and encodes 2090 amino acids. Gene Ontology annotation, molecular function: guanyl-nucleotide exchange factor activity. The record is from RefSeq and is a predicted model, not a curated record. Gene Ontology annotation, biological process: positive regulation of T cell migration; small GTPase-mediated signal transduction; positive regulation of GTPase activity.